Molecule: messenger RNA, 1137 nt
Organism: Rhodotorula graminis WP1
Lineage: Eukaryota; Fungi; Basidiomycota; Microbotryomycetes; Sporidiobolales; Sporidiobolaceae
Exons: 4
Coding region: 1-1137 (378 amino acids)
Source: RefSeq, a predicted model, not a curated record
AUGGACGACUACGAUGUCAUGGGCCCUCUCGCGCCGCAAGACAUCGCGACGGCCGUCCUCGCGCCGUACCUCACGGGCCUCGUCGUUCAGCUCCUCCUCUCGGGCCUGUACUUUGGCCUGUUCCUCAGCUCGAGGCGCGAGUUGGGGCAGCACGCGCGCAAGGUCAAGGCCGUCAGCUGGAUCGUGUGCGCGCUCGUCCUGUGCUGCGUCGGCAUGGCGUGCGAGGAGAUGGUCGACACGGGCGUUUCGCAAGACCGCGACACCAACACGCUCUUUGCCGGCCCGCCGCAGAGUAACGUGCUCCCGAUCCUCGGCGGCCUGACCGGCGCCGUCUGCCAGGCGUUCCUCAUGGUGCGCGCGGCGGCCCUCUUCCAGUCGAGGACCGUGCGCCUCAUCUUUUACGUCGUCACGUCGGCCGCCAUCCUCCUCCCCCUUGCCGGCGCCGCCCUCUUCUCCGCCAUGGGCUUCCUCAUCACCCAGGGCAAGCGUGCGCCGCUAGAGUACUUCACGGCUGAAGCCAUCUGGCUGUGGUCGUCCGCCGCGGCCGACCUCCUCAUCUCGCUCGCGCUCGCCCACACGCUGCACCGGCGCAUCGCCGGCUUCAACGCCCGCACCGACGGCGUCCUGUGGCGACUCAUCAUCGUCGCGCUCCAGACGGCCGCCUACACGUCGGUCGUCAGCAUUGUUGGCGCGGCGGUCGCGACGGCGCUCGAGAAGAGCAGCAACAUUCUCACGUCGACGGCUGCUUUCGCCUUUUGGCUCCCUCUCCCUGCGCUGCACGCCAUCUCGCUCUACACGACCCUGUCGUCGCGGCGGCACGUCCAGACGCAGCUCAACGCCAGCUUCCUCACGACCGGCGGCGCCGCCAACGACGGCCUCACGCUCCCGUUCUCGGUCGUCUCGGGCGCAGCGGGUGCACCACCUCCUCGAUCAGGCGCUCGGAGCGCGGCGGGAGGAGGAGGACGGGCGCCCGUCCCGGUGCACCUCGCCGUCAAGGUUGAGCGCGAGGAGGAGGUCAGCUACGACGACGGGCUCGAGCUCGAGCUCGACAUGGAGCGGCGAGGGCGACGAGGGUCGAGGUUCGCCGCCCCGGGCGGCGAGGGCACGACGACCCAGUCGUCGCUCGAGAAGGUCUAG